Elgaria multicarinata webbii is the source of this 1587-nucleotide messenger RNA. RefSeq names its product cholinergic receptor muscarinic 5 (gene CHRM5). Gene Ontology annotation, cellular component: plasma membrane; synapse; dendrite. NCBI's taxonomy places the organism in Eukaryota, Metazoa, Chordata, Lepidosauria, Squamata, Anguidae. The transcript has a single exon. Bases 1 to 1587 code for a protein of 528 amino acids. Gene Ontology annotation, molecular function: G protein-coupled acetylcholine receptor activity; G protein-coupled serotonin receptor activity. Gene Ontology annotation, biological process: chemical synaptic transmission; adenylate cyclase-inhibiting G protein-coupled acetylcholine receptor signaling pathway; gastric acid secretion. The record is from RefSeq and is a predicted model, not a curated record.
AUGGAAGAAAAGUUACAGAGCAAUUCAACCAUUAAUGGUACAACUGCUAACCAUAAACCUUUAGAAGUCCAUAACCUUUGGGAAGUAAUUACUAUUGCUACUGUAACAGCCAUUUUAAGCCUAAUAACCAUAGUGGGGAACGUUCUUGUAAUGAUAUCCUUCAAAGUCAACAGCCAGCUAAAAACAGUGAACAAUUACUAUUUACUCAGUCUUGCGUGUGCAGACCUAAUCAUUGGAAUAUUUUCUAUGAAUCUUUAUACAUAUUACAUACUAAUAGGACACUGGUCUCUUGGAAGUCUGGCAUGUGACUUGUGGCUAGCCCUGGACUAUGUAGCUAGCAAUGCCUCAGUAAUGAAUUUGCUAGUUAUCAGCUUUGACCGAUAUUUUUCUAUUACUCGGCCAUUAACCUACAGGGCUAAACGCACACCCAAAAGGGCUGGCAUUAUGAUUGGUCUAGCUUGGCUGAUUUCUUUUAUUCUGUGGGCACCUGUAAUCUUAUGCUGGCAGUACUUUGUAGGGGAACGAACUGUCCCACCUGGAGAAUGCCAGAUACAAUUUUUGUACCAACCCAUUAUCACCUUUGGUACCGCAAUUGCUGCUUUCUAUAUCCCAGUUUCGGUGAUGACUAUUUUGUAUUGCCGUAUUUAUAAAGAGACUGAAAAACGCACCAAGGACCUGGCUGAACUUCAAGGCUCCAGUUCUGUGGCUGAGUUUGAAAUGAUAAAGCCUCAGAAAGCUCUGCUGAAGUCCUGCUUUAGUUGCAAGCAACAAAAUUUAGCCAAACGGGAGAGAUGUCAGGCUUCGUGGUCUUCAUCUAGCCGAAGUACUUCUGCUACAGCAAAAGCAUCCCAGAUCCAAAAUACUUGUCAAGACUGGUCUAAGGCAGACCAGUUAACCACCUGCAGCAGCUAUGCAUCAUCAGAAGAGGAGGAUAAACGUGCCUCUGACCCUGUCUUUCAAGUAGCUUAUGAGACUCCAGUAAAGGGGAAGGAUGAUGAGCAUAAAGAGGAGAAAAAGGAAGCCUUUAUCAAAGACCAUCCUAGAGAAAACGACUAUGAGACCCAGAAAUACUUUCUAACGCCAAACAAAGGCCAUGUUCAAAAAAGUAAUAAAUGUGUGGCAUAUAAGUUCCGCUUGGUCGUUAAAGCUGAUGGUGCUCCAGAAACCAACAACGGCUGCCGAAAAGUAAAGAUAACUCCUUGCUCAGCCACUUUAUCCAAGGACACUUCUAUCAAAAACAUGGAUCCAAAUAUAAAUAAUCAAAUUACUAAAAGGAAAAGGAUGGUUCUUAUAAAGGAGCGUAAAGCAGCCCAGACUUUAAGUGCCAUUCUUCUAGCUUUCAUCAUCACUUGGACCCCCUACAAUAUAAUGGUUUUGGUCUCCACGUUCUGCUCAGAUUGCAUCCCUCCAAAAUUGUGGCACCUUGGCUAUUGGUUGUGCUAUGUGAAUAGUACUGUUAACCCCAUCUGUUAUGCUCUCUGUAACAAAACCUUCAGAAAAACCUUUAGGUUGUUGCUCUUUUGUCAGUGGAAGAAGAAAAAGAUGGAAGAAAAAUUAUACUGGCAGGGUAAUACAAAGCUGCCUUAA